This is a messenger RNA of Contarinia nasturtii (swede midge), 2596 nucleotides long. Its product is annotated as poly [ADP-ribose] polymerase-like. The record is from RefSeq and is a predicted model, not a curated record. The coding region runs from base 490 to 2460 and encodes 656 amino acids. NCBI's taxonomy places the organism in Eukaryota, Metazoa, Arthropoda, Insecta, Diptera, Cecidomyiidae. Gene Ontology annotation, molecular function: zinc ion binding; NAD+ poly-ADP-ribosyltransferase activity. The transcript is spliced from 5 exons.
CAAAUAUUACUGUUGUGUAAUUCUAAGUCGAAUUGUUUGUAUCUAAACACGUCCAAUUACAAGUGUCUUAUCUCUCAAGUAUGGAGGGCAAGCAAAAAAUUCGAGCUGAAUAUUCGAAAAGCAAAAGUUCCAAAUGCAAAAGAUGUGAAGAAAAAAUUAAAAAAGGCGUUCUUCGACUUGUUCACUUAAAAAAGGUUUGAUUCAAACCGAAUUUGCCAAAAAGGUUUUCUUCACAUUUUUAUUUUUGAUUUUCGUUAGUCAAAACAUUUUGAUGGUGAUGAACAACGGAACUAUCAUCCACAUUGUUUAUUUGAGAUACGUCGUCCCAGAUCGCAAUUUUGGAUCGAUGGAUUCGCAACACUACGCAAUGAAGAUCAGAAAACACUCAAUGAAUUAAUCAAUGCAAACAAGAAGAAUCGAAAACGAGCAAAAAAACCGUAAAAAAGGUCGGUGAACAGCACAGACGAUGACGUCAGCGACACACCAGCAAUGAAAAAAGUUAAACGAAACUUGGAAGCAGGGCUUUCAUUAGAUGCUUUGAUUCACACUCAAAAUGAAGAAUUCCACCAACUACUCGAGAAAAUAAAGAAAUCAAAUCUCGACGACUUUUGGCAAAAGGAAAUACUUAAAGAAAAUGAUCAGUGCAUUCCACGUAGAAAGGUCGAAAUUUUAUAUCAUGUCACGGAUGUUAUUUAUUUUGGAGCGAUUGAGCCGUGUAAAGAGACGAAUUGCAAUAAUGGAAGAUUCAUUUUUGAUGGUAAUUCAAAGUAUCGAUGUAGGGGAUACAUCUCAGGCUUUGGCAGGUGUACUAACACCGUCGAUAAACCAGAAAGGCGUCCAGUUCAAAUAUCUGCCUUAAUUCGUGAUGAAUGUGCCUUUUUGAAUGUUGAGUUCAAAGUUCAACAUAGAGCCGUCAAGUUACCAAACUCACCAUGCACUUCCAUAACUAAAUCGACAACAAAGCCGGAUUCAGCUUCAAAGAAAUAUUUUAUCGAAGUUGAAAUGACACUUAAAGAUGGGAGUAUUGUUCAUCCGAGAUCGAAUUUACAGGAUAUUGCACAUGUUUAUAUGGAAAACGGGAAACACCAUUCAGCGCCUUUGAAUAAAAUUGAUUUAGCUGUCCAAGUGAAUAAAAACUCUUACUACAUACUUCAACUUUUGGAAUCCGAUUCUAGUAAUCCAAGAAAGUAUUGGAUCUAUCGAUCUUGGGGCCGAAUAAACGACACAAGCGGCGGUGAUGAUUGCAAAGAAUACAAUAACUUGGAGGAAGCACGCAAAAAGUUUUAUGACACAUAUAAAAAAAAGACCAGAAAUGAUUUUUUUACGCCGAAUUUCAAAAAGUUAUAUGGAAAAUAUUUUCAUUGUCCAGCUUCCACCAAAGACGUUGAAGACGCUGCUCAUCGCGCUGUGCAUGAACCUGAAAACAGUGCUUUGCCCGAAUCAGUUCAAAACUUGAUCAAAUUAUUAAUCGAUAAAGAACUGAUGAGUGCGGUGAUGGUAAAAUUUGGUCUUGACCUCAUCAAAAUGCCACUUGGUAAAAUUGAAAGAAAUCAGCUAAAAAACGCAGGGAAAAUGUUGGAAAAAAUCGCACAGAUCAUUGAAGAAAACGAAUCACCAGGAACAUUGAUUGAAGCAUCGAAUAAAUUCUAUUCGUUGAUACCACACAAAGUGUGCAGUAGUAAUGUAAUCACUUGCAUGAAGCAGCUGCAUGAAAAAGCUGAUCUACUGAUGAAUUUGUUUUCAAUCAAAUUUACCUAUGAGUUGUUUUUCAAGGCCACUGGUGACAAGAUCGAUUGCCUUUUGGAUAAUUGGUAUGAAAAGCUCGAAAAUAAAAUUGAACCGCUUGAAAGAAAUUCCGACGAAUUUCAAACCAUCAUCGAACAUAUUGACUAUACGCGAGGAGAGAAUGAUAUUAAAAUCGACGACAUUUUUAAGAUUCAACGUGAAAAUGACGAUGUUUCUUUUGAACCCUAUAGACGUUUACCAAAUCGUAAAAUGCUAUGGCAUGGAAGCCGUAUAACAAAUUUCAAUGGAAUUUUGGCCAAUGGAUUGCGCAUAGCUCCGCCGGAAGCACUUGUGAUUGGUUGUAUGCUUGGGAAAGGAUUGUACUUUUCUGACUUCUUCGCCAACGCAAUGCAUUAUUGUUAUACUGAGCAAACAAAUCACACUGGCAUAAUAGCAUUGUGCGAAGUGGCUCUCGGAGAGUCUUUAACAUACUAUGAUUCAGAUAGAAUCGAUGAACUUCCCGAUGAUAAACAUUCCGUUUGGGGCGUUGGCAAGAUAUCAACGGAAUCGAAUAAAUUGUUGGAUGGCGUGAAAAUUGCCUGGGGAAAACCGGUUAAAAAUAAAACGAUCACCACAUCUUUUGAUUACAACGAUUUCGUUGUCUACAAAAAGGAACAAGCUAAGGUCAAGUACUUGGUUAAAUUUACACUAUUGCAAUCAAUGCGCCGUUAUUAGUUAUCAAAAAAUACAUUUAUACUGUUAAAUUCUUAACAAUUUUAUUGAUCACGAAAAGUGAAUAAAAUUUAAAAUAUUCACUCCAUACGAGCGAAACUUAUUUAUCAUUUGUCGAAUCUGUUGUUUUUUUGUUUUA